ACAAGCUUCUUCUUCCCUAAAGAAAAUGGCUUUUUCUUCUUCUUCAAAUGGGUUUUUCCUGCCACUACUUGUCGCCACAGUGGUUAGCUCAAUGGUCGUUGCCUGUGCUGGUAACUUCAACCAAGAUUUUGAUCUAACAUGGGGUGGUAACAGAGGCAAGAUCUUCGGUGGAGGUCGGCUUCUAUCUCUGUCUCUAGACAGAGUCUCUGGCUCUGGUUUUCAGUCCAAGAAAGAAUACCUCUUUGGGAGGAUUGAUAUGCAGCUCAAGCUCGUUGCUGGCAAUUCUGCAGGAACUGUCACUGCUUACUACUUGUCAUCCCAAGGGCCAACACACGAUGAGAUUGAUUUUGAAUUUCUGGGAAACUUAAGCGGUGACCCUUACAUUCUUCACACCAAUGUCUACACCCAAGGCCAAGGCAACAGGGAACAACAGUUCUAUCUCUGGUUCGACCCCACCAGAAACUUUCACACCUACUCCAUCAUCUGGAAGCCCCAACACAUCAUAUUCUUGGUAGAUAACACCCCCAUCAGGGUUUUCAAGAAUGCAGAGUCUUUGGGUGUGCCGUUCCCAAAGAACCAACCCAUGAGGAUCUAUUCAAGCCUGUGGAAUGCUGAUGACUGGGCCACAAGAGGAGGCUUGGUGAAGACUGAUUGGUCCAAAGCACCUUUCACGGCUUACUAUCGCAACUUCAAGGCCACAGAGUUCUCAUCCAAGUCUGCGAGCUCCUUCUCUGACGCAGCAUGGCAGGCCAUUGAGCUCGAUGCUUAUGGCAGAAGAAGACUGAGAUGGGUUCAGAAGUACUUCAUGAUCUAUAACUACUGUAAUGAUCUCAAGCGAUUUCCUCGAGGCCUCCCCACUGAGUGUAGGCAUUCGAGGUUCUGAGAGAUGAAGAAUGUUUGUUAUGGCUUUGAUCAGCUGGGCUAUGUAAAAUAAUAUAUUGCUGUCUUGUUGUUAUUCUUUUGUUGUAGCUUCCUCUGUUUUCUCGCUCUCUCUGUAAGUUUCGCUUAUAUAGUUGUUUACAUAUUCAGGGGUUCUGAAUAAAAUCUAAUUCUUUGUACCACUUUCUCUCUUUCAAGUCGUUCAAGUUGGAAUGAGUCUGUGCGUUCACGUGAUAAUAAAUCUAGUUGAGCUUCA
Molecule: messenger RNA, 1135 nt
Organism: Neltuma alba
Lineage: Eukaryota; Viridiplantae; Streptophyta; Magnoliopsida; Fabales; Fabaceae
Product: xyloglucan endotransglucosylase/hydrolase 2
Exons: 3
Coding region: 26-883 (285 amino acids)
Biological process (GO): xyloglucan metabolic process; cell wall biogenesis
Cellular component (GO): apoplast; cell wall
Molecular function (GO): hydrolase activity, hydrolyzing O-glycosyl compounds; xyloglucan:xyloglucosyl transferase activity
Source: RefSeq, a predicted model, not a curated record